Cordyceps militaris CM01 is the source of this 1359-nucleotide messenger RNA. RefSeq lists its product as uncharacterized. The record is from RefSeq and is a predicted model, not a curated record. The coding region runs from base 1 to 1359 and encodes 452 amino acids. The transcript has 3 exons. Lineage: Eukaryota; Fungi; Ascomycota; Sordariomycetes; Hypocreales; Cordycipitaceae.
AUGCCAACUAAUAACAUAGGUACCUACAGACAGGCCAGGCCCACCAAGUGGGCCACUGUCAUGCUCCUCAUUUGCUGUGGCGCUAUGAGGCGGCCCACCUACCUUCCACCUCAGCAUCCAGCGUACUCCGAAACCGACCGAGAGCUCCUCCGCUUCAGCUCCACGGACGGGCCAACCAAGGACGGUCUUGACUAUGAAUUUGCAUUGAUCUGUUGUGGAAUCGUGACGGGAAAUACUUGGGCGAGCGGGUGGAUAGCAGUCCUCCAAGACGAACAGUAUUCGCGUGUGAACAGGCCAGCCAACGGCGUGCUCAGGGGCAGUACCUAUUACUACUUUGUCGGCGAUCAUGCACCGACGCAUAAAUACCCCAUCGUUCCGUCUUUUCACCAUUGGCGAUUCCCGCAUGACGCGCUUCCCAAUAUUUGGGCUCGCCUUGAGAUACCCGCCCAAGACACGCAACAAGACGAGGCAGUUCUGGCGCGCGACGUCACAUGCCGUGUAUCAGCACAUAAAGGAGCUCGAGAGCUAGCCCAUCUUGUGCCGGUAACGGAAGGAAACUGGUUUACAAACAACGGAAUGCGCCGAUACUGCCGUAAUCCGGUCGGCGGCAUGGCUAUCAAUGAUACAAUGAACAUACUUGUUCUCCGGAAGGACCUGCAUUUCUUGUUUGAUCAUCGCCGCUUUGUAUUCGCCGCAAAGCGUGACCGAUCAGACGCCGUCCACCUCGUGGUACAUGUACUGAGCCACGAGAAAGCCGAGGAAAUUAUCGACCUCUACCAUAAUAGGCGGACACAAGCGCUUCACGGUGUCUCCGCUGAGAUGGUCUUUGCACGCCUCGCGUGGGCAUUAUUCACGUCAGCGGACUUUCCGGCCUUUGACGGCGCGGCAAAAAUGGCAGUCAGGCUUUUCAAUGCGGAAACAUCUCAAACACAGGCUCAGGCUCUCGAUCAGCACGAUAUUUGUGGCAGAUUAAGAUCAUUCAAGCCUUACUCGCGAAGUCGAAGCAAAAGUGGCAGCCCCACCGAACGGGCUCUCGACGAGAUCAAUGAAGCGGACGGCUUCUGUGACUAUUUGUCUGAAUCAGCUGACGAUCUCUGGGGUGAUGAGCUUGACGAUUGCUAUUCUCGCGGCUUGAACAGUGUGACGCCGCCUCGAGGGCGGAGUCGCAAGCGGAAGCGUGGUCGUGAUAUGGAUAUGCAAGACUCGCCGCCUGGACUCUUGUUCGUUCAACCUCGCCAUUUAAGGCCGCUUCGUCGCCGCAUUCGGCACAUACAGAAACCGUUCCGCGUGAUAGUCAAGGCUCGCUUCAGGCUACUAACACAAAGGAGGUGGGACAAGGUGAUGCGACUAUUAAGCUAG